AUUCAAAGUCCCUACGUGGGGCUUAAACCUUCUGACUCACAGGCGAGAGGUGCUGCCGCAAGAGACCAGGAUAACAUUCUGCAUUUGUUUGAUGCAGCAAUUGCACAAAUGCACAAACUGGCGAUAAUAAUUAAUGUUUAACUACAAAGCUUUGGAUUUAAAUUCCUAUAAAUUAGCCUCCUAAAAAUGACUAUGUCAUGCUAUAUGGGCUUACUAUAUCAUGACCUAUGCUACCAAAUGAGAAGGAUAUAUAGCACCUUUCACACAGAUAGUAAAGCAAUCUCAUCUUCGCAAAGAUCGACUGUCAGCCUAAGCUGUGAGAUUUGGGAGAAGAUAAAGAGAGAGGCUUUGAAAGCAGGGGGAGGAGGGCUUGGAACCAGAGCCAAGAGCUUCCACACACACACACACACACAUCCAGAGGACAAGGCACAGAGCAAACCAGCUCCACACAAGAUACCCUAGGCUUCAAUCCUGAAGCCACUUGGAAUCAAAAGACCUACACUUCAUUGGAACAAGCUUUCACUUUCCUGCCAGGAGUUGUAUUAUGAUCAUACAGCGUUUCAUUUCUGGAUUUUCUAUGGAACAACCGGAGACCCAAAUCAUAGUUAAAAAGAGCUUCAACGAACGGGAUAUUUUUUGGGAAUCCUGAUCGUCUGCCCUGCAACUCCCCCACCCACCCCGACCCCAUCCUGAACCACUUGACAAAAGGCUCGGGCAGAGAGCAUUUGUCUUGUUCAUCACUAUAUUGCUCCACUGCAAGAAUCAGCAGGCUUUUCCCAUCACUAAUCACUGACCAUUACUGAGCUGAAAAAUGGUUGGAUUCAAGCCCACAGAUGUUCCUCCGACAGCUGCAGUGAAGUUCAUUGGCGCUGGCACAGCUGCUUGCAUCGCUGACCUGUUCACCUUCCCUCUGGACACCGCUAAAGUCAGAUUACAGAUUCAAGGAGAAUCAAAAUCUGCUGCAGAUGUCACCACCUUGAAGUAUAGAGGAGUCUUUGGCACCAUGGCCACAAUGGUCAAGAACGAGGGGCCAAGAAGUCUCUACCGUGGCCUGGUGGCUGGUCUGCAGCGUCAGAUGAGCUUUGCCUCUGUGCGCAUUGGGCUUUAUGAUUCUGUCAAGCAAGUCUACACCAAGGGAUCUGACCAUGCUGGUGUUGGCAGCCGCCUACUGGCUGGAUGCACCACCGGAGCCAUGGCUGUGGCCUUUGCUCAACCCACGGAUGUGGUAAAAGUAAGGUUUCAAGCACAAACCAGCAAAUCUGGUCCCAGCAGAAGAUAUAAUGGCACUAUGGAAGCCUACAAGACCAUUGCUAAGGAAGAGGGUGUUCGAGGGCUUUGGAAAGGUACUUUUCCAAAUAUUGCCCGUAACUCCAUCGUGAACUGCACGGAGCUCGUAACUUACGAUCUGAUAAAGGAUCAGUUGCUGAAGAAUGACUUAAUGACUGAUAACCUUCCGUGCCACUUCUCUUCUGCAUUUGGUGCUGGAUUCUGCACGACUAUUAUUGCUUCGCCUGUCGAUGUAGUGAAGACAAGAUACAUGAACUCUGCCCCAGGCCAGUACCGCAGUGCCUUAAACUGUGCCUUCACCAUGUUCACAAAGGAGGGUCCUACAGCCUUUUACAAAGGGUUCAUGCCAUCAUUUCUACGUCUGGGGUCAUGGAAUGUGGUGAUGUUCGUCACCUAUGAACAACUGAAACGAGCUAUGAUGACAGCCAGAUUCUCAUAAUGAACUCUCCUCUGUGAACAUGAAUGUUGCUUAGUUUGCCUAUUGCAUUUGCACAACCUGUAUAACAAUAGCAAGGCCUUAAUUCCCUACCUCUUUCCCAGAAGUUUGCAGUUUGGAUAUUUGCUCAAAGUAAUAGCGUUGAGUAGGUUUCAGAAAUCUUAGAAAGAAGCCAGGGUUUCGCAACUUGUGCCAUUGUCUGCAUUGCAUGGUAUUUUAACUUCUGGUUUGUUGUAUUUGAUAUAUAAUUGUUCAAUGUAUUCCAGCCUGUUUAUACUGUAUUUUAGUAACCAAACCAUUUGAUGUGCCUUGAAUAGUUAUGUUACUUAGGACUGACGUGCAUUGUCUCAGCAAAUAUUUCUUCCUAUUUUUCUAUGAAAUGAAGGUGAAUUUCUCUGAAUUAUAAUCUGAACGGGUAAACCAAAAUUAGCUGCUUAAUACAGAAUGGUUAAGGUAAUUUUAUCACCUAUCCAGAUUAUUAUAACGGUACAUUGAAUCUAUUGUAGAUGUUUUACUUCUCUGUCCUCCCUCUCCCUGCCCCACUAUAAGCUUUUUUUUUAAUACAAAUCGUUCCUAGGAAAAUAAAUGUCUUAAAUCAAUUUGAGCUGAAUUUCACUGUGAGGCAAAGUACCAUGCAGUCUGGAGUGGCAGUGCUUGACUUUGAUAGGUUUUAAUAAAACUGUUGAUUAUUAAAACACUCCAUUAGUAUCCAUGUUGCCUCUGAAAUUAAUAAACUGGUUCUCAUUCUAAA
Molecule: messenger RNA, 2474 nt
Organism: Callorhinchus milii (elephant shark)
Lineage: Eukaryota; Metazoa; Chordata; Chondrichthyes; Chimaeriformes; Callorhinchidae
Gene: ucp2
Product: uncoupling protein 2
Exons: 9
Coding region: 812-1726 (304 amino acids)
Biological process (GO): adaptive thermogenesis; response to cold; mitochondrial transport
Cellular component (GO): mitochondrial membrane
Molecular function (GO): oxidative phosphorylation uncoupler activity
Source: RefSeq, a predicted model, not a curated record